AUGGCCCCGCGUCGCAGCUCGGGCGGAAGCUCCAGUAGCUACAGCAGCUACUAUAACGAUAACCCAUGGUCUCAAGAUAUUCAGUUCUCCUUGGACGUGCUCAGAUCAAAGACUCUGUUCAUCGCGGGCUUUGCAUUCGACGUGCUCACCAUUCUCGCCCUGAUCGGUUUCCUCAUCUGGACCUGCUUAAUCCACAAUGGCCGAGGCCAGCUGAAGGGCGUUUUGCCUGCUCUGCUCCUUUACUUGGCAUCCAUGUUGACGAUUCUGGUUUAUGAGAUCUUUUUCUUCGCUAAUGCCAAUGUUGAAAUGUACUAUGUCAUUGACCUGAUGCUGAACGAGUUCUUCUACCUGGUCGCUGGCUGUCUCAUCUUCUUCAUCUUCUAUCAUCUCAUCCACAGCGUGCUGGAUCGCCUCACUGAUGCUGGCAAGCCAUAUGCCGUCGUGGCGAUCAUCCACUGGGUCAUUCUUGGUCUGGUGUCUGUCGUCUCCCUCGCCACUUUUGCUUUGUACGUUGCCUUCCAGGUGCAGAUUGUCCAGAACGACUACUUCUCGCCCCUUACAAGCUCGUACAACAAUCUGGAAGCCGCACGCGCUAUCAUCUGGUGGAUUCUCUCGCUGGAGGUUGUCGCUUGGUUCAUUUUCAUUGUGGUCAAGGCUGGAUCGCACCGAUUUGCUUCCAAGUUCCCCAUCUUCUCCCUCCUUGGUGGCAGCAUCGCCUGGAUGGCACUAAACCUGACAUUCGCCGUCGUCUACAUCCGCUACUCUCUCGAAAAUACCACGCAGCCAAACUACCUGUCCUGCGUCCAGUCCGUCCUCCAGUUCUUCUUCAUCGUGGGCACGUUUGUGGGCAUCUUGCUUGCCUGCUCGAAAUGGCGCAGCGUCGAUGAUCGCGAGGACAAGAACAUGGUUGCGCAAUACCACUACGGUCCUGGCCCGUACCCGACCUACCAGGCCUACCAGGCCUACCAGCAACAAAACCCGGUGCUUGUGCAGCAGCCCUAUCAACAACAGCACUACCAGCAGUCAUACCCGCAGCCGGCUCAGCAGGAUUAUCAACAGCCUGUCGCUCAUACCCCCCAGCCUGAGCAGCAGCGACAGGAGAACUAG
Penicillium daleae is the source of this 1107-nucleotide messenger RNA. RefSeq lists its product as uncharacterized. The transcript has 3 exons. NCBI's taxonomy places the organism in Eukaryota, Fungi, Ascomycota, Eurotiomycetes, Eurotiales, Aspergillaceae. The record is from RefSeq and is a predicted model, not a curated record. The coding region runs from base 1 to 1107 and encodes 368 amino acids.